AUGAUCGCCGCAGACAAUGGGCUGGUCCUGGGCUAUCCCGGUGGUGCUGCUCGAAAGAUCAUUCGCUGGUCAUUCGAGAAACAGGGGCUCUAUCACCCGCUCAACAGGCCGAAUCCUGUUACAACAAGAGGACCCCCGCCAGCGGUCGACGUAUAUAUCAAUGAUGGCCGGGACGGCGAGUAUGACUACAUCUCCAAUUUCGGCGACGCACCUUGGGUCUGGAAUCGCCAUUCUCCAGACGGCGUCCCAGCUAAUCAGCCACCCGUUCCCGGCGCUACUAAUUACUGUUAUGUCGCCGUUAAGAAUCGCGGAAUCCAGGAUGUAGGUACCGCGCAGGUCCGCGUGGAUGUGGCUACUGUCCCAUCGCCGAUGUGGCCUGCGGACUUCGCAAUCGCUGGCAGCGUGCAGAAUAUCAAUGGACCUAUUCUUGCAAACAAAGGGAAUACUAUCACGGCUGGGCCUUUCCAAUGGAUUCCCGCCCCACCAGCAUUAGUUGAUAGAUAUACCUUACUAGCCUCUGUUAGUGCUACAGGGGACAUUGCAUCUACUGAUCAAACAAGUGGCUUGCAGUGUGCACUUGGACCAACAGAUAUCCAUAAUCUGGUUCCGUUUGACAAUAAUCUGGCGAUACGGCAUAUUUGGGCGUGA
Aspergillus calidoustus is the source of this 648-nucleotide messenger RNA. Lineage: Eukaryota; Fungi; Ascomycota; Eurotiomycetes; Eurotiales; Aspergillaceae. The record is from the annotation of a GenBank genome assembly.